This is a messenger RNA of Astyanax mexicanus (Mexican tetra), 3672 nucleotides long. It is a transcript of the gene synj2bp, whose product is annotated as synaptojanin 2 binding protein. The record is from RefSeq and is a predicted model, not a curated record. Gene Ontology annotation, molecular function: protein binding. The transcript has 4 exons. NCBI's taxonomy places the organism in Eukaryota, Metazoa, Chordata, Actinopteri, Characiformes, Acestrorhamphidae. Bases 118 to 561 code for a protein of 147 amino acids.
CCGCUAGAGGUCGAACCUCCAGCAGCACUUCAGAAGGAGGCGCUGCACGAGUUCACCUUCAGCCCUUAAAUCAAAUCUUAUGAAACUUUACUGAAGCUUUUGGAGGAUUAAAACAUCAUGAACGGCUCUGCUCUCAGGACCGCGGCGGUGCUGGACAUCCAGCUCAGGCGGGGACCAGCGGGUUUGGGGUUUAAUAUAGUGGGCGGAGUCGAUCAGCAGUACUUGCUGGAAGACAGCAGUAUCUAUGUGGCCAAGAUCAAAGAGAACGGAGCGGCAGCACUGGAUGGGCGACUGCAGGAGGGCGACAAAAUACUAGCGAUUAAUGGACAUAAACUGGAAAAUCUGACCCACGGCGCUGCGGUGGAACUGUUUCGGUCAGCAGGAGAGGACGUCCAACUACAAGUUCAAAAGAGACUCCCAACCACCUCAAACGGUCCUGCAAAUCCUCGCCCUGAUCGAGAUUCAUCCCAGGCUGUCGGAGCUGUGACGAUUGCCAUUAUGGUUGCAGUAGCUGCAAUUGGGUUCAUUAUCUACAAACGUUACCCCAGACGACCAUUUUAGCCCUUUUCCAGUUGUACAUAUUUUAAAGACAAACCUUAUGAACUGUUUUUUUUUUUUUUUUUUGCUGAGGGCCAAAAAAAGGAAUUGCAGUGACAAGAUUAAUGGAAACAGAGCUACAGGUUAGCUAAAUGUUUGCCUUCAACUUAAAAUGAAUACAAUUAUUACAGUUGUAGCUACAUUCUGAGCUGUAAUCAUAUAUGCAUAACCAAAACUCAAAAUCUGUUGUGUUGUAUAAAGCUCAGUGGAGUUAGAGAUUAUGUUGAAUAAGAGAUCUUGAAUAGAGGGAAGCUGCUGAGAACGAAACCUGCUGAGUGACCAAAGAAAGAAGUGCUGUUCCUCCGAAACUGUAGAGGGCGCUGCAAAACCUUCCAACUUGAAGCUGGUUCUUUUUCUCCUGACCGGACACUGUCAGGAGACACUUGGGAUGUAAGCACAACAUAGAGUGGCUGGUAGAUGAACGACGGUCAGCUUUUUGAAAAGUUUUGCUAAUGCCAUUAUGCAAAAUGAAGCAUGUGGUUUUGGCCCUUUACAAACCGGGAAGACCCUGUGCAUGUGUGUGUUUGUGUAUGUGUAUGUAAGUUCCUCUUGCUCACUGGUUGUUGCAUAGGCACACGUGUGUGCACUAAAUAUGGAUGUUGGUCCUUGUGUAGUGGUCUUGGCAGGAAGGAAGUGUUUGUGUGUGUUGUUUUUUGACGAUUUUGUCCAGUUUUAGGAAUUCACCAUUCUCCUCUUACAAUCAGGUACUUAGUUAAGGGGGGAGGCGUUCUCUAAAUGUUUAAAUUGACACUCUAGCACGCUAGCAUUCAAUCAAAUCUGCAAAUCUUUAAAAUGUUUUUGUUUGGAAGGGUGAUCUUUAUAUGGGAAGUAAGGAUACACAGCCUAAAAAGGAACGAUUGCAUAGGUCUCUUUUUUUUUUCUUUAACAGGCCUCUGAAGUGGUCAGUCAUAUUGUGGUUAGCAUGGUAGCAUGUAGUUAGCAGCGGGAGCUCAUUGUUUCACUCUACGCUAUUUUUUUUUAUGAAUGCUGUGGUAAACGAACAUGGUACAUUUACCGUAGUCAUGAAUAUACGCUUCAUCAGGGGUCACCAAUCUUAUCUGUAAGGGGCAAAAGUUACUGCAGGUUUUAAGUCCAACCAAGCAGAAGCACACCCUGUAUAGGUAACCAUAUGUUAUAAAGGCUGAGACUGACCGAACAAGUAGAAUCAGGUGUGCUUUUGCUUUACUGGAAUAAAAAAAACUCCACCCACACCAUUUUGGAUAAGAUUGUUGAUACUUGCACUGUUUUAUCAAAAGUGUCCGCUCCCCUGCAUUGUGUUCUACUGUUCUUGAGCUGAUCUGAAUCUACAUAAAGCUUGGAGGUCUGUAGAGAUUGACAGGCACUGAUGGUUCACUCUGGAGUAUUUAGUAGUGAGGAAAUUUGAUGACUGGAUGUAGUAAACAGGUGGCGUUCUAUCACAGAACCACACUGGAAUUCACUGUUCUCCUAAGAGUGACUCAUUCUUUCACAUUUUUUGUAGAAGCAGUCUGCAUGAUCAGGUGCUUGGUUUUAUACACCUGUGGCCAUGGAAGUGAUUGAACCUAAGUUCAAUGAUCUGGAUGGCUGAGUGGAUACUUUUGGUAAAUAAUGUGUAUUUUUCCUCCUCAAUCUUUCUGGAUACUUAUAGAAUUAAAUUAAUACUACAAGAAAUCACAGUAUUUCUCAUCACCAAGGUGAUUUCCUAAAACUGACCCUCACUGAAAGUAACCCAAACAAAUUGGCUAUUUUUUUGUCGAAGAUGUAAGUGUGUCUGUAAGUUUUAGCUGCACAAAUUUAACAUCUUACAAUGUUACAGUUAAUAUCUUUAUUAAACAUGAAAGGAUGGAUUGUAGCUCUCUCACCUCCAAAUCACCCAGUGGGCCAGUUUACCUGUGUUUUACUGCAAGAUUGGGCUUCUGUCAUAAAUGUAUACCAUCAUGUAGUUCUCUGUAACCAGCAGCAAGUAUGGGACAAUGUUUGGCUCCAAUUUGGGUUGGUUUAGUUUAGUAGCAGAAUUAGUGACAUAAUUUUCACUCUUUGAUGAGCUCCUAGAUCAAACGACAAUUUUGUAACAUAUUUGUUUACCACAGGUUUAGAUAGCAGAUUGUUCAGUUUUUUCUUCAUGCAGAAGAAUGACUUGGGGCGUUUUCACAAUGGAACGUUCAGUCAAGGUUUGCAUGUUUGUCAUACUGUAUACUGCACAUUUGUUUGUAGUCUUAUUAUACUUCACACUGAUAGGUUUGUAGAUUGUUGCGAGUUCGGCGAGUUGCUUUUUUCAGGUGUUGUGCUAAAUGCUAGCUCUCUAGAAUCUGUUAGAAUCUGACUCCCCUUGGCAGCAGAAUGAGUUAAAUAUAUAUGUCUGUUUAUACAUUACUAGGGUUAAUCUACAAUUACAGUAGAUACAAGAAUCAACAGUGUAAGCGUUUACAUUCAUAUAAUUUAUGUGAUGCACCUGCGUGUCAACGGGAGUCGGACUUAAGCACAACAUCGCUUCUUUUUCUUCUAUUAUGUUUAAGGAUGAUGGUAGCAUGCCUCAGCUUCCUGUAAUCUCAAAGUCCGAACUAUCUAGAAAAGUGCACUUUUAACACUGCAGGUGAUUCAGACCAUUGUUAGGAGAUUCAAACCAAGACCAGCUCUUGUGGUCCAACCAAACUCUGGUCUUUUGGUCCAGACUGUGGCUCACGGCCCAAACAAGGCACUCACGAGUUUAUAGUUAUAGUACACAUCAGAAUGACCUACGGCUCCAGAGGUCUGUUAUUAUAUUAUUAGCAGUUGUUUUUCUGGAGCUGAUCUGUUUUACUCAGGGCUGCCCUCUUUCCCGGGCCAAUCUUGCAGCUAAUCGUGAAGGUGGCAUGUAAGGCCCAGUGCUCCAGUAUCUGUGUUUAAUUUUCAGUGUAAUUAAUUUCUAGUGUAAUUAAUUAAGUGUUUAUGUGUAUGUACAUGUGUUCUGGAGGUUCUGCCGUUUGGCCAAAUGGAGGAACCUGCUUUGAAAGCCUUACAGCAUGAAUGAAAUGCAUUUAUUUCUGUCCUGUCACUACCAAGCUAAUGUAGAAUUCGCACGAGCAUCACCCUUCGAAUAAACCAUUUCUUACAAAA